AUGGGAUUGAAACCCUCUAGACCAAGUUGGGAUAUCCCUGAGGACGAUGAUGAUGAUACAUCCACCACUGAAGAGGAAGAAACAACAAGCCUUCAACAACCUGUUUCUAAAAAAAGAGAUCAUCCUUCCUCUCAACAACACCAACAACAUUAUGUACAAAACAAAAAGAAUAAUUAUCAAUCCACCUCCCAAACUUUCGUCGGCGGUGCUACUGGAAUACCUAUCAACAAGUCAAGUAGCGCAAAAUCUUCAUCAUCACCAUCAUUAAAAUCAUCAGCGCCAUCCUAUGCGUCAGAUUCAUCGGUACUUUCUUCUCACCCCAGUUCACGAAAUGGUGGUGGCAAGUCAUAUUCGAGUACAAGCACGAGCGUGAGCUCAUCGAAAUUUUCCACAUCCUCUUCUGCAUCGCCUUCCUCUCUUUUCAUGGCACCCUUCUUGAAAUCGAGGACAACAUCAUCAUCGUUACUAGAGUUUGACAGUACAGUAACAGACAAUAUUGGUUUCUCCUGUAAAGAUCAAUCGAGUCAUGAAAUGACAACACUCGAGACAUACUUUAAAUAUUUUGGAUGUCAGUUUGUGGACUAUAUUGGGCGAGGCACUUUUGCUCAUUGUUUUAAGGUGGUUUAUCAGGAGAAAGACAUGACGCCACCUCCACCUCCUUCAGCGAAUAACAGCAACAAAUCACAACAACGCAAAGAUAUUCAUCACUUAUCUCAACAAGAGUAUUCUUGUUUGAAAUUAGUGGAAAUUUCUAAUAAUCCAAAAAUUGAAGAGCGACUGAAACAAGAAAUACAAAUAUUACGAGUUUGCGACAAUUGUAAAUAUAUCACCAAGUUACUGAUCGACUAUCGACUAAUUGAUACUAAACUGGACUAUAAGAACAUUAUGAAAGGAAGAAAUUGGAUUGUCCAAAUACUCGAAUAUGGAGAUUCUAUUAUGAAGGUAUUGAAAGAUUAUGAAAGUCAGAAUAGAACAGUGUCAUAUUUUACGUUAGGAGAACUUUAUGCAUAUUUUACUCAAGCAAUCGAGUGCUUGUAUGAGUUACACGAAGUUUAUCAUAUUAUUCACCGAGAUGUCAAGUUGACCAAUAUUUUAUUGAAAUCCGUGAUGCAUGCACGAUAUAAUGAACAAAUGUAUCGUUUCAUGUUGUGCGAUUUUAAUGUCAGUAUGUUUGACAAAGAUGAAAGGAAAGGCACUUCAAAUACAACCUCCAAGAAGUCACUUGUUGGAACUUCAAUAUUCGUUCCAAAUGAGGUUAUUUUCACAGGUGACUAUACCAAUAAGGUGGACAUGUACUCGAUGGGAGUUGUAUUCAUUCUAUUGUUCGGAAUGGUUGGAGGCGACUCUGAUUUUCUUGAAAGGUUUUAUUGCAACGACAUACUUGGACCAUUGCGAAGCGACAAGAAGUCUGCAUAUUCCAACUCGUUCUAUGGAAAUCAGUCAGUGUAUUCCAAUACCUCGUUAUCCUCUUUUGCUAAUCAUACUAAUCAAAUUCAACCUGAGAGUGCUCCUAUUGAAUUGAACUCUAUUCUUGAAAGGAUAUCAUCAAAAUAUUAUUUAAAUAUCCCACUAAUUGGUAACUUACUUUUGGACAUGACCAAAUACUUUAAUGAAAGACCAUCAAGCAAGGAAAUGUAUGAAACUAACAUGGAUUACAACUAUCUUUACUACAUUGUAAAUGGAUUUGUCAACACAAAUGAGCUGGAUCUACUCUUACAAUCAUGUCCUAAAUACGUACAAGAGAGCGAAAAUAUUGUCAAGUACAUUAUCCUCACCAUUAGCCAAAUCUCUUCCUCUACCUGCUAUGACAUUGAUAUUAUUUGUAAUUGCUUGAAACUUUUGAAAUCUCGAGAAUGUUCGCGUGAGCUAUGUAACGUGAUACUGAAAUGGAUUCUACAAUGUGACAUGACCGAGAAGAAACAAUUAGCAUUCAUGAAUCAAGUAAUUGAACUCAUGAAUAGUUUUGAGGAAUCAUCCAAACGAAACGCCAUUGUUCAUGGCAUCAUUUACAACGAACAUCUCCGAAACAAUUCCUCUCUGCCUCCUCGUAUUGAAUCUCUUCAUUAUUUCAUUAAGGAAUUAUGUCAUAACGACAAUGAAAAGGUUCUGCAAUAUAUCCAAGAGUUUAACACAGAAUUGUCAAAAACAACACAAGAUCCUUCCAUCACUAACCUGCUCGAUACUUUUAUUCAACAUCACAAUCAGGUUGUAUGUGACAAUCGAUAG
Messenger RNA from Naegleria lovaniensis, 2226 nucleotides. RefSeq lists its product as uncharacterized. Gene Ontology annotation, biological process: protein phosphorylation. NCBI's taxonomy places the organism in Eukaryota, Heterolobosea, Eutetramitea, Acrasida, Naegleriidae. Bases 1 to 2226 code for a protein of 741 amino acids. Gene Ontology annotation, molecular function: ATP binding; protein kinase activity. The transcript has a single exon. The record is from RefSeq and is a predicted model, not a curated record.